AUGGAAGGGCUCUCCGUGGCCGCCAGCCUCGCCGGCAUCAUUUCGCUUGGCAUCCAUGUCACGCAGUCUCUCGUCGACUUCUACACGGCGUAUAAGGACCAGCAGUCCCACGUUGCCCGUACUAUCAAAAAGCUGGAACAUCUCCUCAACUUGCUCAAGAGUCUACACGAACAGUUGACGGGCCGCCAAUUCCGACCUGACGAGCACAGCUUGCUCGAGAGUAUCGAGGACUCUAUAAAAGACUGCCAAGAAUAUAUCGAUGAGCUCCAGAUCGAGAUUCUCAAGUUCAAAGUCAAAUCUACCGAUGGUAUCAAAGCCGUCGCCCAGACUAGUGCUCGUAGGCUAGCCUAUCCUCUGAGACAAAGUACUUUGCAAAAGCUUGACGAAGACGUCAACGAAGCAGUCUGCCAUUUGUCCCUGGCGUUACAGGUGCUGCAGCAGAAUGACAUCGGCAACGUUCAGGACAAUGUCGAGGAUACCAAGGCAUUACUCGAUCUUGUCAGAUCAAGCCAGGUCUCGUCAGAUAUUCGCGAGUGGCUCAGGGCUCCCGAUGCCACCAAAAACUACAACGAGGCAUGCCAAAAGAAGCAUCCAGGCACUGGCCUCUGGUUCGUCAAAAGCUCCUCUUUUUCUUCUUGGCUUACGAGCCCCAAUUCUUUCCUGUGGCUCAACGGCUUCGCGGGAUGCGGCAAGUCUGUGUUAUGUUCUACGGCUAUACAAUACGCCUUUCGGCAUCGAAGUUCAAAUCCACGCAUCGGUCUCGCGUUCUUCUUUUUCACCUUCAACGAUGAUACCAAGCAAGACGCCUCUGCUAUGCUCCGUUCGCUAGUUGUACAGCUAUCAUGUCAGCUCAAUGACAAGCACGGGCUCCUAUCACAAUGGCACAACAGCUACCGCAACGCGAUGCCACCCAAUCAGGUCCUCAUGGACUGCCUCUACCAGCACGUGCGAGCAUUUGAACAGACUUACAUUAUCUCGGAUGCACUUGAUGAGAGUCCCUUGCAUAAGGACCGGGGGGAUAUGCUUCAGAGACUCGUCGAUAUGCGGGGCUGGUCCGAGCGUGGUUUACAUCUCCUUGUAACAAGCCGUGAUGAGCCAGAUAUUCGCCGUAAACUUUGCGCAUUACCACAUGAGACCAUCUCAAUGAAGAACGAUUUAGUCGACAACGAUAUUGCAGACUUUAUCUCUCAUCAUCUGAAACACAAUGAACAGCUUGAAGCGUGGGAGGAGUAUUAUGAUAAGAUAGAAAACGUGCUCACGAAGGGCGCGAAGGGCGUCUCUAGAGUCUUGCCCGGAAUGCGAGGACCUGCUCGACCAACUGUUGGAUUCACUGCCUCCGUCGCUGGACAAAACGUACGAACGAAUGCUCUUGAAUAUUGCCCCGGCUUCCAAUACGCUCAGCGGAUAUUGACCUUGCUAUGCUACGCUAAACGACCGCUGACAGUGUCAGAGCUUAUUGACGGAAUCGCUGUGGACCUGAGGGAGCCUCCAACAUUGAAUCCGAAACGGAAACUGAAAGACAUCAACGCAAUCCAUAAGGUCUGUCCUGGGUUAAUCGAAGUUGACGUGGAUCCUCGAGACAGCUGGACCACUGUACGAAUCGCGCAUUUUUCAGUACAGGAAUAUCUGGAAUCUGAACGAGCGGUGGCCACAUUCAGAGUACGACGAUCAGAGGCUCAUGCGGAAAUCGCCUUGAUUUGUUUGACUUAUUUACUAGAAGCUGUGCUAUCGAAGGAGCCACCCACAGAAUAUCCCCUUGCAUUGUAUGCCGCGAGUACUUGGCCUGAACACUUUCGUGACGGAGAUGUCAGCAACCACAAUGCUGAGCACCAAGUCCUCCAGCUAUUUCGAAGUCCCCGGGGAGAAUUUGAGAGAUGGGUUAAGAUAAGGGGUGGCUACGGCAGCUAUGGGGACAAAUUUCCAUUACCAAUUUACUAUGCAUCACUUCUUGGGCUGGAUUUUGUUCUCUCAAAGUUGCUUUGUGAGAGCCCCUCAACAAGUUCUUUCUCAGCGCUCAGCCUACAGAAGGUUUCGUGUUUGGUCAAUGAACCAGGUGGAGUGUACGGAAACGCGCUCCAGGCGGCAUCAGUCAAUGGCCACGAGAAGGUGGUUGAGCUCCUGCUGAGGAAGGGUGCCGACGUCAACGCUCACGGUGGGAUGUACGGCAACGCGCUAUUUGCAGCAUCAGUGAAUGGCCAUGAGAAGGUGGUGGAGUUGCUGCUAGACAGGGGCGCAGAUCUCAAUUCCCCUGGGGUCGGUGAUUAUUAUGUACAUGAUGCGGCAGCAGAAGCUGCUAAGACCUAUGAGAAGGUGGCUGAGAUGUUACUUGGUUUUGGUAAAGGCGCCGUUAUCAACGCACAAGAUCGACAUUACGUGCACCGGACAUGGCAAGGCAGUAUGGGCUGGAGUAAAGGGGAGCUUACCCUACAAGACCUUCAGAUUACACUAAUCUUACUAGAAGGGCAGACUAAAAGGCGACUAAUGGCGGCAAGAGAAGAAGAUGUUACCGCGUUAUAUGCAGCAUCACUCAAUGGCCACGAGAAGGUGGUCGAGUUACUACUAGGCAAGGGCGCCAACGUUAACGCUCAAGGUGGGAUUUACGGCAACGCGCUGCAGGCAGCAUCAUACCAUGGCCGCGAGAAGGUGGUCAGACUACUACUGAGCAAGGGCGCCGACGUCAAUGCACAGGGAGGAGAGUGUGGCAGCGCGCUUCAGGCGGCCUCAUAUAAUGGCCAGGAGAAGCUCGUCGAGCUGCUGCUGGGCGAAGGCGCCGAUGUCGACGUUUGGGUUCCGGGUAGACCUUGCGGCACUGCGCUGUUUGUAGCAUCAGACAGAGGCCACGAGAAGGUGGUCGAGCUUCUGCUGCGCAAGGGUGCUGAUGUUAACACUCGAGUUCAAGGUCGCACCACGCUCCAGGCUGCCUCAUUCAAAGGCCACGAGAAAGUUAUCCAGCUGCUGCAGCGACCACAACACGAACAAAGAACCUCUGUCGAGCAACGGUGA
This is a messenger RNA of Exophiala spinifera, 3003 nucleotides long. RefSeq lists its product as uncharacterized. The record is from RefSeq and is a predicted model, not a curated record. Gene Ontology annotation, molecular function: protein binding. Lineage: Eukaryota; Fungi; Ascomycota; Eurotiomycetes; Chaetothyriales; Herpotrichiellaceae. Bases 1 to 3003 code for a protein of 1000 amino acids. The transcript has 2 exons.